AUGAACUACUACCGACACGUAUUACGAGCAACCGCACCAUGCGCCAUCUGCCUUGAAGAACGACCGACCAAACAUGCCCGGCACUGCCGUCAGUGCGAUACCAACUGCUGCGAAGACUGCUUCCGCGAUUACGUGACGCACAAGAUUCAAGACGGCGACGUCGCGCCACACCAACUCGUGUGCCCCGGCCAUUGCCGGCAACCGAUUCCACGGCUCGUGCUUCUCGUCGUCGUCUCGACGAGUCUCUUUGAAACGUACGACCGACUCGCUCUUGCCUACAAGCAGCGCCAGACCGGGUACUGGUUUUGCCCGCGGCCCGAGUGCGGCCACGUGCUCCCUGCACGAACCGCGCACAAUAAAAACAGUCGGCGCCUCGACUGCGAAAGCUGCCAGCAGUCGUCGUGCCUCGACUGCGGCGGCGUGUACCAUGAGCGGCCAGAUUGCGACGUCGAGUUUCGGGCGUGGUGCGACGCCCACGACGUGCAGCGCUGCCCCUUGUGCACGAUGGUGCUUGAAAAGAUCGACGGCUGUCACCGCGUCGAGUGCGCGUACUGCUACAAUGAGUUUUGCUGGUACUGCGGCAUCCAGAUGGACGACCAUCAACUCGCGCUCUGCUGGCCUCGAAUGUGCAUGCGCUCCGAGCAUUGGCUCUAUGGCCCAAUCGCACCGGUUCGGUUCGUGACCAAACUUGUGUUUGACCGAUCCGCCGAGCGCGCCCACCGCUGCCGACGCUGUGAUACCAACUGCUGCAGCAACUGCUUUGGCUCCUACUUGACGCACAAGAUCGCCGAUGGCGACGUCGCGCCGCACCAGCUCGUGUGCCCCGGUUCAUGCCGGCAAACGAUUCCACGGGCCGUCCUCGCCCAGUUUGUGUCACCGAGCUGUCUCCAAACGUACAUUCGGUUCCUCACUGCGUACGAGCUCCGUCAACGCGGUCAUCGAUACUGCCCGCGACCACAGUGCGGCCAGCCACUGCCAACGUCAACCUCCCACAAGACGAAAACCAAGCGCCGCGUCGACUGCCCGAGUUGCCAGCAGUCGUCGUGUCGCGACUGCGGCGGCGACUACCACCGGUGGUCACGCUGUGAUCACGCGUACCGGGUGUGGUGCGAGACGCACGGCGCGCAACGCUGCCCAUGCUGCUCGACGACGAUUGAAAAGGACGGUGGUUGCAGCCACAUCAAGUGCACAUAUUGUCACUACGAUUUCUGCUGGCGCUGCCGCGUCAAGUGGGCCGACCACAACCACACGCUGUGUCUGCCGGUCGCAUGCGUGCGCUCGACGCACUGGGCCUUUGGUCCGAUCGCGCCUGUUCGAUUCGUGACCAAGACGCUGCCGUCGCGGUUGUUGUGGUGCCACCGAUAG
Messenger RNA from Saprolegnia parasitica CBS 223.65, 1365 nucleotides. RefSeq lists its product as hypothetical. Gene Ontology annotation, cellular component: cytoplasm; ubiquitin ligase complex. Gene Ontology annotation, molecular function: ubiquitin protein ligase activity; ubiquitin conjugating enzyme binding; zinc ion binding. Bases 1 to 1365 code for a protein of 454 amino acids. The transcript has 3 exons. Gene Ontology annotation, biological process: protein polyubiquitination; positive regulation of proteasomal ubiquitin-dependent protein catabolic process; ubiquitin-dependent protein catabolic process. Lineage: Eukaryota; Oomycota; Saprolegniomycetes; Saprolegniales; Saprolegniaceae. The record is from RefSeq and is a predicted model, not a curated record.